Messenger RNA from Tigriopus californicus, 2561 nucleotides. Its product is annotated as WD repeat-containing protein 76-like. The record is from RefSeq and is a predicted model, not a curated record. NCBI's taxonomy places the organism in Eukaryota, Metazoa, Arthropoda, Copepoda, Harpacticoida, Harpacticidae. The coding region runs from base 149 to 2500 and encodes 783 amino acids. Gene Ontology annotation, biological process: regulation of DNA damage checkpoint. Gene Ontology annotation, cellular component: nucleus. The transcript has 4 exons. Gene Ontology annotation, molecular function: protein binding; DNA binding.
AUGCUCUCUCUAACCUAACCUAACCCAACGAGCAACCCAAAAAGUGGAGGGAAAACCUUCGUUCAGGUCGAGGGCAACAACAACACAGUCGCUUAUUACGCAAGUUUCCAUCCACGUAAUCUUAAGCCCAAGAUCAUCCGCAUUCAUCAUGGUCAGGGCCUCGCCUGCUGCGGGUUUGUCCCGCCGCCAGCCUUUCAUCAGCGACUUCUUUAAUCGCACCCCUAACCCCGGCCAAGGCCCGAACCAUCCACGGCCUUCCCCGUUGAAAGGGGCUAAGAAGACUAACCCCGAGUUCAAGUUGGCUGCUGGAAAUGCCCAUGAGAGUGGGCCUAAGCUGUUGCGCACCAGCCCUCGUCAGCCCACGCCCACCGCGAACCAGGGUCCUCCUCCGGGAACGCUCAAGGCCCAUGAGGGUCACAUGGUAGGCGUGUCGCCCUUACCGACGUCCUCCCUCUCAGUGGAGGCUCAAGCGAAAAGAUCCAAUCAGCGAGAAGUGCUCAAGCAAUAUCCCUUGUCGACCAUGGUGUGGGCCAAGUUCUCGAAAUAUCCGCCUUGGCCGGCUCUUGUCAGCGCGGAUCCCAUCAGCCAAAUGACUUACGACAAUGAAGAGGAUUGGCUUCAUGUAUUAUUUUUGGACGACCCACCCACCCGGGCUUGGGUCCCAUUGGAGGGCGUGGAGAUCAUGAAACUCUCCUCUCUGAGCGAAGAGUCGAGUGGCAAGAAGCCUAGAGGCCGAUGGGCCCAGGCGUUGAUCCGAGCCAAAAAGCGGGCCAUCCAGGUCUUGAAGCAAGGGUUACCUCAGCGCCGAAAGUUCCUGUUGACCUUGGAGAAGAACAUCAUGAAUGGUUCCAAAGAUUCCGAAGACUCGGCCCCUGAUGUCCAUGAAAUAGCUGAAGGCGAUGAAGAAAGAGAGAAUCAAUCGCCAAAGGUUAACAGAAAGCGAAAAAAGAACGCGUCCAAACGAGAUAUGAAGGGCAAAAGAUUGAAGAGGGAUCCUUCACCCGUCAACUCUUUGGAAGAGACGACUACACCUUCGCACGGGGAAGAAAAUGGGCUCUCUGAAUACGAAUUAAUCCGCCUGAAGAAUAUCGAAGCUCGGCAGAAAAUGUUUGCCGAACUAGAAAUUGGUCAAUUGAAGAAAAGUUUGUCCGAUUCUUUUUCUCAAAUUAAAUCUUACAACGCCUCACAACGCGGAUUAGCGGCCAAAAAAGACAAAGCGGAAGAUUUGCCCAGGCGACAGUCCUUGAGGCUAAAGAAGAUCGAUGCCGACACAGGUCUACAGUUGCCCGAUAAGGAACCCACCACUUACGUUCUCCCGGAUGAGCAUCCGCGCCAGGCUUUGGCCCCUCUAGGCCUUUCUGAUUUAUUGACCGAGGCGGGGGAAGAAGGGUCCAAAUUAACAACCAGCCGAAGAUUUCUUGAAUCAUUAGAGGAAACCUUGAGAAAACCCGUCACCAACAACAAUUCAUCUUUUGGAACCGAUUUCAAGGACACUUCAGCCGCCCUUUCGAAGCUCCAGAUCAAGCCGGAGCAAGUGGCAAAAGUCGUACCUGAUCGGAUCUUUUCGCUUGACAUUCACCCCACCGAGGAUAAACUACUCGUGGCUGUUGGAGGAAAAUGGGGCGGGCUAGGAUUAUGGGAUGUCAAAGACGUGGACUCAGCCUCGAAUGGAGUUCACUUAUUCAUGCCACACUCUCGCCCAGUGAAUUGCCUCUCUUUCGAUACAUUCCAAUGCAACCGCUUAAUCUCGACUUCUUACGAUGGAACCGUCCGAGCUCUUGAUGUCCAACAACAGAGAGUGAAUUUAUUAUACGGGGAUGAAAACGACUCCGUCUAUACCUGCUAUCAUCGGCAAAUUGACGCCCACACAUUUGUGGUGGCAUUGGGUAACUCUGGCGAUGCUGCCAUCAUCGAUACAAGAAAAGACAACCGGGAGUUCUCGUCCAGAUUCUCUGUGGCAAGAAGCGGAUCCGUAAAAACCGUGGAUAUUCAUCCUUGUCUACCUGAGAAGCUCCUUACAACCACAAGCAGAGGGGACUGUCAAAUCUUUGAUAUCCGAUCGACCAAGACGAGCACUCACGGUGUCUUGCCUACCUGGUUAGACUUGACAGGCCACACCAAGGCUCUCAGCUCAGCCUUUUUUUCACCCGUGAAAGGAAGCUCGAUCGUUACCGUCUCUUACGACAACAAGUUAAGAUUGUACAAAUCAUGGGGUUCUUCCGCCAGUAUUUCACCUUAUUCCAGUAUCGAUCACAACAAUCAAACGGGUCGAUGGUUAUCCACUUUUAAAGCCCGAUGGCAUCCUCGCAGAGAUGACUUGUUUUUUGUUGGCUGCAUGAGUCAUCCCAGGCAAAUUAACGCUUACUCGGAUCAAGGUUUCCAAUAUCCGAGUCUGAUGGGCGAGGAUCUGGGCUCCAUUUGCUCCAUUGUGGUCAGCCAUCCCUCCCAGGAUAUUGUUGUGGGCGGGAAUUCCUCAGGUCGAGUCCACGUGUUCAUGUAGUUCUUUUUACUACUUCAAAUUGUCUUUGUAUCCGAAUUUCGAAAUAUAACACUCUAAUUUA